AUGGAGGAGUUAUCUUAUGAUCGAGAAGCUUUAGCUAGAGAUCAUGCUGUGUAUGUCUCUAAAUUUAAUGAUGAACAGCGUCAUGUUUAUGAUUCUAUAAUUCAGUCGGUUGAUUCUGGAAGUGGAGAAGUAUUUUUUGUAUAUGGAUCUGGUGGUACUGGGAAGACCUUUAUGUGGUCAUCUUUGUCUGCUGUUAUUCUGUGUAGAGGUGAAAUUGUGUUAAAUGUUGCCUCAAGUGGAAUUGCAUCAUUAUUGUUACUUGGUGGGAGGACAACUCAUUCUAGGUUUAAGAUUCCUAUAAAUGUAACUGAGGAUUCAUUUUGUUGUAUUAAACAAGGAAGUUCACUUGCUGAACUUAUUGUUAGAACAAAAUUGAUUAUUUGGAAUGAAGCUCCAAUGAUGCAUAAAUAUUGCUUUGAAGCUUUGGAUAGAAAUCUUCGUGAUCUAAUGCGUUGUUCAAAUCAAAGGAGUCCAGAUUUACCAUUUGGUGGUAUAACAGAUGUUUUUUGUGGUGAUUUUCGGCAGAUUUUACCUGUUAUUCUCAAAUGUAGUAGACAAGAUGUUGUUAAUGGCACUAUCUAUAUUUGGGAUUAUUGCAAAGUUUUGAGUUUGACAAAAAAUAUGAGAUUGUUGAAUGUUGAUAGUGGUACUAAAAGCUUGGAGUUAGUGAAUUUUCUAAAUGGUUGA
Messenger RNA from Salvia splendens (bonfire salvia), 687 nucleotides. RefSeq names its product ATP-dependent DNA helicase PIF4-like. Lineage: Eukaryota; Viridiplantae; Streptophyta; Magnoliopsida; Lamiales; Lamiaceae. Gene Ontology annotation, biological process: DNA repair; telomere maintenance. Gene Ontology annotation, molecular function: DNA helicase activity. The record is from RefSeq and is a predicted model, not a curated record. The transcript has a single exon. Bases 1 to 687 code for a protein of 228 amino acids.